Lasiodiplodia theobromae is the source of this 2016-nucleotide messenger RNA. Its product is annotated as P-loop containing nucleoside triphosphate hydrolase. Bases 1 to 2016 code for a protein of 671 amino acids. NCBI's taxonomy places the organism in Eukaryota, Fungi, Ascomycota, Dothideomycetes, Botryosphaeriales, Botryosphaeriaceae. The transcript has 3 exons. The record is from RefSeq and is a predicted model, not a curated record.
AUGGCGUCCCAGCUGGCCUCUUUGGAUUAUCAGCCUCUCGCAAAUCCAAAAACCACCGACGAAAAUGCGGAUGCCCAGCAUGAGUCGAGCAACCGACGAACUUCCUGGAUGAGUGAAUCUGGACCAGCGGCAACGCAGGAGAUAACCAACCACGAAGAGGGGAGCCCAAAGUCUCCCUGCGAGCAGGCUCGCUCGCUCAGCCCUGAGUUGAUUUCGUUCGGCCAACAAAAGGAUCUCAUUGGCCCAACCCGCACCUCCUCGUUCCACUGGUUCUCGAAGUUGUCGACGCUCGAGGACUGGUGGUUCUUCGAGCUCUUGGGGGUCCUUGGCGCAGCUGGUGCGCUCAUUGGGAUAAUUGUAGUUUUAUGGAGGUACGACAACGAACCACAGCCGCAGUGGGAUGGCAUCUCCCUCAACUCGUUGGUGUCGUGGCUCAGCACCGUCGCCAAGGCUUGCGUUCUGAUGCCCGUCACCAAGGGCUUGAGUCAACUGAAGUGGGUAUGGUUUGCGGAGAGAGACCGGCCACUGGCCGAUAUCGCCGUCUUUGAUGCGGCAAGUCGUGGUCUUGUUGGAAGUGCUGAGCUGCUGUGGCAUCUCAGAGGAAGACACUUUGCGGUUCUCGGGAGCGUGGCUGUAAUUCUGAGCCUAGGGUUUGACCCAUUCACGCAAAACCUUAUCCAAUAUUACGCACAAUCGGUUCCCGACAUGGAUCAGGUAGCGCGUCUUGCCAAUGCUUCUACGUACGAGACGGUCGGCCCAGGGAUCGGAGUCUACUAUGUCGACCCAGUUCUGAAGUCCAACGUAUACAGCGCGCUGUUCAACACAGAUCCCACGGCAGCAUGGGCAACUCCACAGUACUUCUGCAGCACCGGAAACUGCAACUGGGGGCCAGUGUCAACUUUCGCUUACUGCCCGCAAUGCUCCGACGUCAGCGCAAGCUUGAACUACAGCUGCCCCGUCGGAUCGGACUCGUUUCGCAAGAACUGCACGGUGUCCCUGCCGGAUUCGGGGUAUUCCCUAUGGUACAGGCAAAUGUCGCCAAGCUUCUCGAACGGAGUUGUCAUGACAAUGGGGCCCAACACGGCGAAAAGCAACGCCACGUCCGUGACGUACAACUCGAUCCGCGCGGUAGUCAACGACUCUGGGCUUGUCGACUCGACAGGCGACAAUGUCGUUUCCAGUAACCUCAGCUCCAACACGACCUUCAUCGGCACCGAGUGCGCCAUCGUGCCCUGCGUGCGCAGCUUCCAUGCCUCAGUCGUCAACGGCACCUACCGCGAACAAGAUAUCGGCACAUGGUACGGGUCCAACGAAAGCAUCGGCACGUGGAUGGCGUCGCACGUCGACCCGCCGUGGGGCCUCGAGCAUGGUGUGCGCCCGGGGCAGACAUUCGGCAUCCGCGACGGCUGGGUCGUCAAGACGCUGCUGGACUACUACCUGCGGCAGAUGCUGCGCGCCAACGUCACCGUCAGCGCCGACGCCCUGGCCUUCGACGUCGCUGCACGGCCGCUCGGAUCGACUUUCCCAUGGUAUGACGCCGCCGACGUCGCCCAGGCUAUCUUCUACGCCAACUUCACCGCCGAUACGUGCGACACGCCCGGCGAUAAGUUCGCCUGCGCCGUGACCAAUGUCGCCAAGGCCGUGUCCAAGGCCAUCAGGGAUGCACCGUACGUCGCCAACGGGACGUCCGGGGCGGACAUGGCGGUGGGCCAGACCAUGGUGACAGUGACAUACGUGCGCGUUCGCUGGGGCUGGCUGGCGCUCCCCGUGCUGGUGUGGGUGCUGGGCGUAGUGACAUGGAUCGGCACGGCGUGGAAGACACGUAGGGCGAAGAUUCAGACGUGGCGGAGCAGCCCAUUGCCCCUGUUGUUUCUGUAUCGAGAACAGGAUAGUCAGCGGGAGAGGGAGGAUGCAGCGGCGUACGGCCCGUCCGACGAAGGCUAUGAGCGGAGGGCGGAGGAUAUUAGAGCGAGACUGUCUGUAAAAAGAGACGGGGCGAGACUCGUGGGUUCAUGA